Molecule: messenger RNA, 3832 nt
Organism: Dimorphilus gyrociliatus
Lineage: Eukaryota; Metazoa; Annelida; Polychaeta; Dinophilidae
Source: the annotation of a GenBank genome assembly
AAUGGCUUUUAUGAUGAGAUUGGAGGAUUUGGCGUUUUAUAACGCUGUAAAGCUGUUUGGAAGUUUUAAAAAGGAAUCAUCUUUUAUUGAUUUUAUCAAGGAGAAAAAUAUUCCGACUCUUAUGUACGACAGACUUUUUAAUUCUUUAUACAAACAUUUUAUCGGAGUACAAGGCGACAUUUUGAAAAUGUUUGUCGUUGAAAAUUUCCCGCUAAGCAAUAUAAGAUUCGGCGAUGCAAGACUAAAGUGUGACGAAUCUAUAGAGUUUCUAAAAGACCAUAAGCUUCAACAUCUUAGGAUCGAACAACUCACAUCGAUGACCGUCGAGAGUCUACUUGAAUUUAUUGACGUUGAGAAGUUACAGACCUUAUCUAUAAGUAAUUGUGCAUUUUUACCGGAAAAACUCCUCGUUACAAAGUUAGCGAAGAGGAAAAGGGAGCAAAGAGAACAAAAAGAAACUAAAAAGUUUGAAUACUUAAGAAAAUUUCCUUGUUUAAGAAAUCUUACUUCUCUCAAUUUAUCGAAUACUGAACUAAACGACCUUCAGCUAUUUUUCAUAACGAAAGAAGUUAACCUUCUAGUGGAAGUAAAUAUUGCUAAAACCAACGUAACGGAUAUUCGAUUAUUGAAGAAACAAACCAAUCUUGAAAGUCUCGAUUGUUCUGAAUUAAAAGAAAGUGUUGGUCGUACACUCGUUCAUCUACACUGCUUUGAAAAGUUGAGAUUCUUAAGAUUUGGUAACUCUACUCCAAGUCAGAGAAUUGGUUGGUCCUAUAACGUUAAUCCCUUUAUAAGGAAAUAUCUAAAUCAAGAGGAGUUUUUAGCCUAUAGAAAAGUUCCGCAAAGAUUUAAAACAAAGCUGAAUUGGAGUAUGUCCGAAUUUUUAAGAUUAGCCGACUGGACGGAUUUAACAUUUUUUGAUUUACAUGGAAAAUGGAGAAUAUCCCAAAAAAGUUUAAAAGAAUUCAUUACGACACACACGAAACUACGAUUUAUAAGAUUCUUUAAGGACUUCAGUCAAAUUUUGAGAACAAUUUUGCCAAGCGAUAAAAUAGUUGAAGAUUUACUUGACAUACGUCACUACGAAAAAUUCUAUGGAAGGAGUGAAUUUUCCCUAAAAGCUCUUCAUAGUAGCUAUAAAUUUCCAGUACAGCCGAUUUUACUUAAUGCGGACAUUGGAAUAGCCUAUUGGUACGAUUCGCAAAUCUUUCACGAACAAUACGCCAUUCCUGGAAUAAGCUUAUACAAAGUCAAUUUUCCAAAGGAAAAGAGUUUAGAACUAUGCGAGAUAGCGAACAUAAACUAUAUCUAUAGUAAACUAUUCGCCCAUCUUACGUCUGAUUAUAGUGGAUCCGACCAUUUUACUUUUAUUAAGGCAAUGUCAAAAUUUUUACAAGAAAUUGACCUUGACAAUCUACCAAAACAAGAAUUGUACUGUAUCUUCAAAGGUUUGAGAAAUACUGAAAGUUGGAUACAUUUAGAAGAAUUUGAUGUCUUAAUCGAAGAUUUAUAUGGUAUUCUUUUAAACUUUCACGCGUUCUGUAAAGAAAAGUUUGACUGGGAUAUGGUAAGAGCGGUUACCUACGUUAAACGAAUUUACGAUUGGAAUGUUACCGGAUGUCAAAGAACAUCUUGUACAUUCGAUAGCGAUCUUGACGAAGAAAAAUCUAAUUCUAGCGGAGAUUUGGAAAUAUUUGAGCCUAAUGAAAAUAAUAGUCUCUUGGAAGAUUUUCCAAGUCCCGCCAUUUUUGGGGACACAGCCGGACAGAGUGAAUGUUCUUUCGAAAUGCCUAUUGUUCUGAGAUUAGAAGAUCUAGUUUUCUUUCAUAUUAUAAGAAAUUUUACAACUUUCAAAGAACAGGAAUUUUUUCUACAACUUUUCAAACAAGGAAAAGUUCCUCCUGUGACUUGCGACAAAUUGUUUAAUGGACUAAAUAGAUUCUAUGGUGGAAUACCUGAUGAAAUUCUCAAAAUAUUCACAAAAGAAAAUUUUAAAUUGAGAAAUAUUACACUAGAUGAUAGUAAUAUUUUUAACAAAUUAACUUCGACUUUCUUAACUGGUCAUAAACUUCAAAGUCUAACUAUAGAACGUUUGGCAAUAUGGACGGUUGAAGAUGUUAUCGAUUUAAUAGACAGUGAUGAGUUGAAAACAUUAUCGUGUCAUCGUGCUACGUUUUUGCCAGAAAAUAAAAUAUAUAAGAAAGUUUUAAAGAGGAAAAGAAAGCAAGAAACACAAAACUUUACAUUUAUAAGACAAAGUCCUCGUCUGAUAAAUGUAACAUCUUUAUAUGUUUCAAAGACGAAAAUGAACAAUGUUCAACUAUUUUUCGUAACAAAAGAAAUGUUUCUAAUAGAAAAUCUCGAUAUUGCAGACACACGUAUAACAGAUCUUCGUCUCUUGAAGAAGCAAUCUAAUCUUCAGUAUUUAGAUUGUUCUGGGUUGAAAGAGUUUGCUGGUAAACACUAUAUUCAUCUUCACUGCCUAAAGAAACUAAAGCAUUUAAGAUUUGGCAAUACUGAGACAAGAUUAACAAUGUUACGAUUGGGUUGGUCAAGUAUAAUAAAUCCUGUUAUAAGACAGAAUCUCAAUGAAGAGGAAUUCAAGGCUUUCAGUUCUGUCCCUGAACAAUUUCGUUCCCGAUCAACCUGGCAUAUGUCAGAGUUUCUAGAGUUGGCUAAUUGGAAAGAUUUGAGGUUUUUUGAUUUAAUUGGAAAAUGGAAAUCUUCUCCAAAAAGUAUCAGCGAAUUUAUUCGAAACCAUAAGAAACUGAAAUAUUUUGGAUUUUCAAAAAACUUCACAGAUGAUUUGAGCGCACAUAUGGAAAUAACGAAGGAGGUGAAAAAUUUGUUUGAUAUCAAAUUCUAUGAAAAGUCAUACGGUAGAGAUAAUAUGUCAUUUAAAGUGUAUCAUAAAAAAAUUUCGUUCCCUGUUGAUAUUGUUGAUCUUCCUGUUGAUACUUAUGUAUCAGAUGUGGAAGAAACUUUUUCUAAUGAAAUUAUACCAAGCUUGAACCGAUACAAAGAAAAUUUUCCGAAGGAAAACCAUUCAGAAUUCUGCAAACUUCUUCUUGAUGAAUUAAAGUUCAAAAGUAUGAACUUUCGCAAUACUGCAUGCGAUAUCGGUGAAAUAUGUUUGAGAGCUCUUUCUAUGGAUAUUGAAAAAUCGGACCAUUUCCUACCGAUUAUUCAGCUGCUGGCUCAUAUUCUCUCAUAUAGACAUUCAUAUCCAAAUAGUCCUUUAGAUUUUAUUUUUAUGGAAAUGCUAACGAAGUAUUUCAGAUAUUUCAAGAUUGCUAUAAAUUUACCGGGCAUUUUCAAGAAAAUAUUUAUUGUUCCGAGAGAAUCUGAUCUACACAGUUAUUACAUGUCUAUGGAAAAGAUAUUGGCAUUUUUAGAAAAUAUCAACUUGGAAGACAUGUCGCAAAGCGAGCUUUCCGCUCUCUGUUUGGGAACUAAGCAAAUUAAAAGUUGGCACAAUGGCGUAGAAUGUGAAGAAUUAGCCAAAAAAUUAUAUGAAACUAUUAUGAAAAUUAUCAAUUAUUGUACAAAAAAAUUUGGAUGGGAUUUGUCAAAAUCAAAAACGUAUCUUAAACCACUUACAAAGAAAUUUGCUCAAGGAUGUACUGGUGUCUAUUCUUAUUAUUCCGGAGAGGAGGAUCAAUCAAAUGAUGAAUUUCGUUGCUUUUAUGAUACGAGUACAGAUAAUGAUGAUUGUAGUCCUGCUGAUUAUCAGGAUUUUGAUGAUGGGAAAGUUGAAACCGAAGAAGUUAGUGAUAAAGUUAGAUACCAAAGACUGUCAACUGACUCCAAAGCUUAUAAAUUUUACGGAUAA